Durio zibethinus is the source of this 3125-nucleotide messenger RNA. NCBI's taxonomy places the organism in Eukaryota, Viridiplantae, Streptophyta, Magnoliopsida, Malvales, Malvaceae. The record is from RefSeq and is a predicted model, not a curated record.
CCAAUUUUCACCGAUUUCACCGCUACCCCAUUUCCGCCCCCUCCUUCCUAGCGACAUUCCCCAUUCUCUCUCUCUCUCUUUUUAUUUUCUAUUUUCUCUGUCGCGUCUUCUCGCUCUCGACAGAAAAAAAAAAAAAUAACACCUCUUCCUCGUUUCUGUAUUGAAUCGAGUUUGCCAAUUUGUCAACCACCACCAAACCCCCCAAAAAAGAAGAAAAUUUUACCAAAUUUGGCCCUAAUUCGAAGGGGUUUUUAUUUAUUUGGAAUCCAAGAAAGACUUCUUGGAAUAAUCUCUGUCGAUUGCGUUUCGCGGGAGUGAAAUUAGGGAAUCUUUUUUGGUGGUAAUUUGAAUCUUAAUGUGGAUUUGGUUAUCCAUCAAUCCAGGUUUUCUUCUUUGAUCUAUCUUUUUCUUUUUUAUUAUUUAGUUUCUUUAUCUAUUUGAUUCGUCGCAAACCCUAGUUUUGGUUAGGUUAGUUUUGAGGGAUUUAAAACUUUAAAAAAUAAAAAUUGAGAUUAGGAAAUUUAAUUGAUUCUUUUUCUGUGUAUAUAGAAGUUAGAUUGCGCUACCGUUUUGUGUUUCCCCUUCUAGGGAUUGUAGUUGCUGUUUAGGUAUCUUAACACAAGAAAAACUCUGUGAAAUUUUUGGUGCGUUGUUUUAGUUUGCCAUCCAAAAUCGAGGGUUUUUUCUUGUUAGAUUAGAUCCUCCACCAAAUUAUCCCGUUUUCUUUUUUUCUUUUAAUUUUUUAAUUUCAUUUUGUUUCUUUCUAUCUGUUAUCAUAGCCCUCCAAAAAAAAAAAAAAGAAAAAAAAGAUAGUAAGAAGAGGAAUUUUUAGGGUUUGCAUUAAAAAAGAUAUUUAGGGUUUUUGGUGAAAUUUAUUACUAUAUAUAGAGGAAAGAAAGAUUGGGAAUUGGUUGUAAAUAGAACGAUGGCGUUGAAUUUUUCCCAUCAGCCUAUCUUUCCUGUUCAUUUGACUGAAGAUAAUCUGGUUUCUCCUAUGAGAAUCGUGAAUGGGUACCUUGUUGAAGGCAUCCCAGAGAAGAAUGGAGAUGGGUGUUGGAGAUCUUGGCAUUUAAAUCAUGAAAUGGAAGAUUGCUUUGAUCAUGGGAGGGAUAGGGGUGGUGGUCGAUGUGGUUCUAAGGAGUUUGUUUCUAAUGAUAUUAUUGAUCUUUUGCCAUCGGAUCCUUUUGGAAUGGAUAUAACCACUACUUUCACCUCAAUUACUGGUUGGCCUGAGGAUUUGGAAAUUGAUUAUGGCCGCUAUGUGAGAGAUGAGGUGGGGACUGGUGAUGGGAGUUAUCAGUUGUUUACCGGAUUGAACUUUAUUUGUAAUAAUGCAAUGUGGUUCCAAAUGUUCCCUGGAAGCACGGGGUUUAAAAGUAAAGGUAGUGUAUCUGGUGGAUUUGAUGUUUGUUCUCAGGUGAAGCAAGGAGGUUAUUUGUCUGGUCAUGCUGGUCUUGGAUUGGCUUGUAAUGUAGGGGAAAAUUUGCAUUUGGGGAAUAAAGGAAUGGUUUCUGUUGACCAGGAAAAUGAAGAAUUUCAGGAUUGUGAGGGUUGUUCUGAGGGACCUGAAGGAGCUCCUCAUGAAGCUCUGAUUUUGGCCCUUGGUUAUCUGGGUGUGCAGGAUCUUCUUGUGGUUGAAAAUGUUUGCACAUCUCUGCGAUCUACAGUUCAGAAUGAUCCCCUUUUAUGGAGGAGUAUUCACAUAGAUCAACCACUAAACGAGAAGAUUACUGAUGAUGUUCUUUUACAGAUAACCAGUAGGGCUCAAGGUAGCUUGCAAUGCUUGAGCCUGGUAGAUUGCCAAAGGAUUACUGAUGAGGGCCUUAAGUGUGUGGUUGAAAAUAAUCCAAAGCUAAUCAAGUUGAGUGUACCUGGAUGUAGAAGACUAAGUAUCGAGGGUAUUUUGAGUAGCCUAAAGGCUUUGAAAUCUAUGGGCACACAAGGGGUGAAGCGUUUGAGGAUUGGUGGGCUCUAUGGUGUGACACAUAAGCAUUUUGAAGAGCUGAAGUUAUUGUUGGGGAUGGACAACCAGAUUCAUCCGAAUGUGCACAAGCCACAAAUUUAUAACAGAAGAAAUGUGUCUCUCUCUUGUGAAGAUGAUCGUGCCAUUGAUGUUGAAGUGUGCCCAAGAUGCCAGAACAUUAGGCUUGUUUACGAUUGUCCUGCUGAGGGUUGUCAGCUAAAAGAACAUUCUGCUCAGUUAUGCAGGGCAUGCACUCUUUGCAUAGCAAGGUGUGUUCAGUGUGGUCAAUGCAUUAAUGAUGGUGAGUAUGAGGAAACGUUUUCUCUGGAUUGGCUUUGUUCAGAUUGUUGGAAGCUACAACUUGCAAAAGUGCCAGGAGAGGCAGAAUAGGAUGAUUGGCCUGUCCAAUUUACCUGCGCUUGAACAAACUGGCAAUCUUCAUCUCCAUGGCUAGACUGAAAUAUUUCACUUUUUCUGGUUUCUAAUCGUGGAAAGCAAUGUAAAGAUUAUGGUGUCUCUCUAUCUUUGCUAUUGCCUUAUAAUCUUCUAAGAAUGUCAGCCUAUAUUACUGGACUUAACUUGGGUGAGCCAUAUUGUGUCCUCUGAGCCAAGGUUUAGUGAUAUUUGGAGAGAAGAGGGGGAAAAGACAAUAAAAUCUUGUGCUGCAUGUAUUGUCCAAGAUAAAUAAUCUUGUUUUGGUGGUUUCUAGGCAUUGGCACUUGUUUGACAUAUUUGCGUUGUGGAUGGUCAAUGCUGAAGCCUGAAGUUGGAUAGGACAUGAAGUGUUGGUCUGUGUUGAAAUCUUUGUGCUGUCAAGAAUAAGGUGGAAAUUGCGAGUUUGCCAACUUGAACAGACUCCCAAGGAAGCAUUCAUUUAUUUGUUACUGUAGAUUGAGAAAUAUCUAUAGUCUCUGUUGCUGGAUGAAUUUGUUGUGAUUAAUCUUCUUGCUGUGUAGCACUUUGCAAGGCAGGUUAUGCUUUAGAUAUUAUCUUAUGUGGUUCUCAGUAGAGUCUUUUCACUGAACCUUUAUGCUUUGAGCUCGGAAAUCUUAACAGCUGAUUGUAAUAUCUGUUCUCUUGAUCCCAGCAUGUUUCCUUAAUAAUUUGAAUUAUCAAUGAUAUAACUGUACUUUUUUCGUCCUUGCCUAUGAGGACGACUUUC